CGUAAUACAAGCUAUACAAGAUAAAUAAUUAGAUAAAAUAAUUUAUGCUGUUUUCCGUAUCCACUAUGAUAUAAAUAAUCGCAGUCGACGUUGAACUGGUUUCCAGUUGAGUUUACAAAAACAACAUUUAAUUUUCUUGUGUUUAUAUAAUAUAAAUAUUGUUAAAUAAAAUCAGUGUUAUGGCAGAGGAAUGUGAGAGACGUCUUCGGAUUACAAUAGACAAUAUAGCUAAGGAGAUUGGAUAUGAAAAUCAUGAAGUAAGUGUUCGUGAGUUUCACACAGGUGGUGCUAACUACACCUCACGUUUGUACCACAUUAUACUAUCAACACCAAAACAUGAAGACUUGAAACUGUUCGCGAAAGUCGCGGCUACAGCGGAGGAAGUGCGGAAGAUGUAUCCAUUCCAAAUCUUCGAUACGGAAAUCUACGUAUAUACCAAACUGCUUAAAAGAUAUAGAGAACUGGAGAACGAGAAUGGGAUUGAGAAACAGAACAGGCUAACAACGACCAAGUUUUAUGGCUUUAGUAAAGUAUAUCUAUACGAAACAUUGGUGAUGGAGGACAUGGUAGCUAAGGGUUUUAAGACGUAUGAUAGAUUUAAAAGCAUUGAUUGGCAGCACGCUUCUCAAGCAGUGUUUGAACUGGCAAAGUUCCACGCGCUUUCAAUAGCUAUAAGAGAUAAAGACUCUGAAGAGUUUGAUAAUUUAACGAGCAAUUUUGGUUUGUUAUUUGAUGGCGUACAAUUUAAAACAUUCUUUGAUAUUGCUUACAAAUCAGCUCUUUCGGCGAUUAAGGAGGAACAUCGGCAGCGGCUGACCGAUUUUUUUAACAAGCAAGACUUCGACUUUUAUAAUAAACCCAUUCGAUAUCCUGUACUCACGCACGGAGAUUACAGGCCCAGCAACUUGAUGUAUAAAGUAUACGAGGAUGGCAAGUUGGAUAUCGUUCCAUUAGACUACCAAGGAUGUCAGAUAUCCAGCCCCUUAAGAGACUUAAUGUAUUUUAUAUUUUCCGGAACCGAUGGAGUUUUCCGCGCCCGAUGUUAUCGACAACUGCUCGAUUCCUAUUAUUCUGAAUUAAAUAAAGCCUUGCGAAGGUUACACGUGGACCCUGAAAAAGUUUAUUCCAAAGAAGAUUUUGAGUACGAAUUAGAAUUGAUGCAGCCGUAUGGCCUGAUCAUGGGUGUGAUGCUGCUUCCUGUAAUAACAGUGCACGAGGAAAACGCUCCGGAUAUGACAAAGAGCACCUUUGAAGACUUUGCAAUCACACCUAACGAAGUGGGUGCGCAGAGAUUGAACGAAGUUGUUGAGGAUUUCAUUGAAAUGGGAAUAUUAUAAUAUAUAUCA
Messenger RNA from Papilio xuthus (Asian swallowtail), 1346 nucleotides. RefSeq lists its product as uncharacterized. Lineage: Eukaryota; Metazoa; Arthropoda; Insecta; Lepidoptera; Papilionidae. The record is from RefSeq and is a predicted model, not a curated record. The coding region runs from base 180 to 1337 and encodes 385 amino acids. The transcript is spliced from 3 exons.